Molecule: messenger RNA, 366 nt
Organism: Diatraea saccharalis (sugarcane borer)
Lineage: Eukaryota; Metazoa; Arthropoda; Insecta; Lepidoptera; Crambidae
Source: the annotation of a GenBank genome assembly
AUGGAAUUACUGAGAGCUAUCAAGGAGGCCCAUUUCAAUAGAAAGCCAAAGGUAGUUCCGACGGCAGAAUUGCGCCGUCAAUGGACGAGGAACAGGCGGAAGAUAAUAGAAGGAGCUCAAGCCAAAUUUGUACUUUUCCCACCAGUACCGAAAGAAAUCGUGGAAGACGCGGCCUUCGUAACGCCGACUGGAGUCAAACGGCCCAGAGUUUACAUAACAUUACGCAUCCGCGGCUGGGCAGAGAUGGGUGCCCUGACUGCCGAGCUGUUCACAGACGUGUGCCCGGCGACUUGCCGUUUAUUCUUGGAAUUGCUAGACGGAGAUGCCCUCGGUUUCGGCUACGUGGGCACCUGUUUCUUUAGGUAA